CUCUCGCAUUUUGGAUUGAUUUGGGAAACCCAAGACGACUUGCACUCGUCUUUCCACCUAUCAUCUCGACCCAAGACAAGAGUGAGCGGCGAUCAUCGCCAUGUCAAGCAAUGGCAACGGCCUGGUUCCUCGAGAGGGAAGCGGUCCUCGGUUGAUAGAGGGUCCUCGAGCGGGACAGCGCAGUCUGUACCAGCAGCAAGUACUGGAUGAAGACACCUAUACCGACGCUCUAUCACAUAUCAUCACACGAGACUUUUUCCCGAACCUACCCCAUAUUCACGCUACGAAUGCGUACCUCCAAGCUCUGACCAAUAAUGACCCAGAACUCCUUUCUUCGUCUAUUCGACGACUCGCCGCUCUGGCCCAACAGAAAGAGGAAGGCGGUCGAGGCAGCUCGUCCCGUCAAGGUGGAGAAGCAGAUCGUAGAGCCGAGCUGGAGAACAUGGGAACACCUUAUAUGAACGUACCUGGUGGAAGGCGAGCUGCCCGGACGCCAGUAGGAGCUCGUGCAUGGGAUACGCCUAUCAUGCAAAAUGGGGAAGGCUCGACGAGGAGGAGACCAUCCGACAUGGACGAGUAUGACGAGCUUGAAGGGGACUAUGGAGAAGGACAAGCUGGACCCGGGCCUGAAACUCGAGCGAAAAAGAAGCGGAAACAGCCUGUCAAUCGCGUGAGGGAUGAUCUGCCCCUUGACGCUUUUCAGAUGAACUAUACCUCCGAAGAUAACGCAUCCUUCGUACAAAUCGUUGAUGAGGAGAAUGAGAGGAGACGAGAAGAACGUUGGGGCUGGGCAUGGGAAGCGGAGAAGAAGGCAGAGCAGAGAAGAUUGGAAGGAGAGACGAAACGGCAGAUGAUACUGGAUGCCGCGACCAGCGGGAACUGGAGGGUCAAUGCGGAUGGGCAGAGAUUGAUCGGAGGUCUGGCUGAGGGUGGCACGGAGAAGGACGUUGGCGAGGCGUGGAAAGACAGAAAAUUGAUCGGUGCUGCCCCCGCAGAGACUGAUAAGCAAGCGGACGAGGAAGAGCCUACCGCAGACUCCAGCGGAAAGGCCUUGGUCAAGCACAGCGAGGGAUCGUCUCAAGCCCUGGUCACUCGCUCGGAUGGUCAGGCGUCCCAGAGCUUGAAAACGGGUGUACAGGAACAAGCACUGGCGGAUGAUCAUCCACUCAAUCGAGCUUUGACAGAAGCUGGGUUACCAGCCACAGCCUUGGUGUCUGUUGAAGACGGAGCCAUCGUCCCUCAACGGGAGGUUACGAGCGGCGGAGGCGAAGGUCGAGGGCGAGGUGCGGAGGAUCGUAUCACCCGAGCACAGAUUGAAAGAUCUACCAUGGGUAAUGAGCAGUCUGAAGACUUGCCCCUGGCAGGCAGCGGAGUCGAUCAGUGGAAAUACAAGGCCAUGAACAACCUCAUGUUCUUGCCCGAUGCCAAUUCCAAGCCAUACCCACCAGCUAGGCCGAAGGCCAGCACGUCUACAUCCCGGCUUCCUCCAAAGGAAAUCAAGCAUUCCAAUACGAGGCUUCCCGACGGCGACGAUGAGGUCAGGCCAGCAGGGAGUCGAGCCAGCCGCAGCGAUCGUGGUAGUAGUCCAGCACGGUCCUGGGUCGACGCAGCGGUCAAAGGAACGCCUUAUCGACCAAGUGGCCGCGAUGAUGAUGCAAUGCCUAGCAUCGACAAUUACCCUUUGCUUCCUACGGAUCCUUCACCUUCACCUGCCGACUUGCCGUCUUUGCUGACGUGGGGAACUUUGCUGGCUACGCCGCGUGCUCUAGAUGGAAGUGAUGACCCGCUCGACUUCUCCGGCCCGACGUACACUCUACCCGAGACGAAGCGACGAGACGAGCUCGGUCGAAAGCUGGCUGACAAAGCGAGUCGAUCUAUGAACCAACGGGCCGCAGCGUACACACCGCGAGGAAAGAACGGCUCCACAUCGACUCUUCGCGCUCUAGCCGAUCGUACACAACGUUCUGUACGCGGUACACCAAGGAAUGGUCUGGGGGACAUGCUGCCUCCUUCUGCGACGCCCAGAAGACAGGCAGAGGCUUUGACACCGGCUGGAAAGAGGCUACUACAACGAAGUAUGGGUGUCAAGUCAAUGGGAACGUCUGCGAGGAAUCGAAGUGCUGCUAUGGAAAAGGGUUCAGGUUGGAGUAGCGGAGGUAGCGGCGGGCUGGGGGGACGGGAUGUCGGGAAAAUGAGCUGGACCCCAAGUCCAGGGAGGAGACAGCAAUAAUUUCAUACACCGUGAUGAACUUUUAACGAUGUAGGUGCUCACGCUGGGAGGCUCGUGAGAUCGCCAAGGAGCUUGUUGGGUCCUUCAAUGUGCUGUCCUACUGCUGUGACUUCUUCUCUUUCGCUUCUUGACCUUUCCUUCUCGUCUCACUGCGUACGUA
Molecule: messenger RNA, 2390 nt
Organism: Kockovaella imperatae
Lineage: Eukaryota; Fungi; Basidiomycota; Tremellomycetes; Tremellales; Cuniculitremaceae
Product: nuclear protein DGCR14
Exons: 4
Coding region: 101-2230 (709 amino acids)
Cellular component (GO): catalytic step 2 spliceosome
Source: RefSeq, a predicted model, not a curated record